Messenger RNA from Mauremys reevesii (Reeves's turtle), 2971 nucleotides. Its product is annotated as cytochrome b-c1 complex subunit Rieske, mitochondrial. The coding region runs from base 254 to 1075 and encodes 273 amino acids. Gene Ontology annotation, molecular function: 2 iron, 2 sulfur cluster binding; quinol-cytochrome-c reductase activity. The transcript is spliced from 2 exons. Gene Ontology annotation, cellular component: membrane. Lineage: Eukaryota; Metazoa; Chordata; Testudines; Geoemydidae. Gene Ontology annotation, biological process: mitochondrial electron transport, ubiquinol to cytochrome c. The record is from RefSeq and is a predicted model, not a curated record.
UACGCGGCGGAACCCAAGGCUGGAGGGCGGGGGACAGAGCCGAGCCUGCGCACCGAGCCCGAUGCCUGUCUGACGUCACGCAGUGUCCAUCGGCAAGCUCAGCCUGACUGGCCCCCGCCCAGCCGAGGGGGGCGGGGCGUGCGCACGUACGUACGUGCAGGAGGCGGGGCACGUUGUCCGCGCGGCGCCACGGCCACCGGCGGGUUGCGGCCGGGAGUGACUGAGGUGAUCCGCUCGAGACGCAGUCGCCGCCAUGUUGUCCGUGGCCGCCCGCGCCGGCCCCUUGGCUCCGUACCUGUCGGCCGCGGCGCACGCCGUGCCGGGCCCGCUGAAGCCGCUGGUGCCGGGGCUGGUGCCGCAGGCCGAGAAGCUGCUGCUGGACCCGAAGGGGCCUGUGCUGUGCCGGGAAUCGCUGAGCGGCCGAGCGCCCCGCGGAGGCCUCGUCGCCACCGCCAGCCUCAACGCUCCAGCUAGUAUUCGGUACAUCCACAAUGAUGUCACAGUACCUGACUUCUCUGACUACCGUCGCCCAGAAGUGUUAGAUAAAACAAAAUCUUCUCAAGAGAGCAGCGAUGCUAGGAAAGGGUUUUCCUAUUUUCUAACCGCAACAACAUGUGUAGCCACUGCCUAUGCUGCUAAGAAUGUUGUCACCCAGUUUGUUUCCAGCAUGAGUGCUUCUGCUGAUGUGUUGGCACUGUCAAAAAUUGAGAUCAAGUUGUCUGAAAUUCCAGAAGGCAAGAAUAUGGCUUUCAAGUGGAGAGGGAAACCCCUUUUUGUGCGUCACAGAACCCAGAAGGAGAUUAAUCAGGAAGCUGAAGUACCAUUGACUGAACUAAGAGAUCCACAGCAUGAUUUAGACAGAGUAAAAAAACCAGAAUGGGUUAUACUGGUAGGUGUUUGUACUCAUCUUGGUUGUGUACCCAUUGCAAAUGCUGGAGAUUUUGGUGGUUAUUAUUGUCCUUGCCAUGGGUCGCACUAUGAUGCGUCUGGCAGAAUUAGAAAAGGUCCUGCUCCAGCCAACCUUGAGGUUCCAUAUUAUGAAUUUGUUUCUGAUGACUUACUUAUUGUUGGUUAAAUAGCUGGACAUUUGUCUGCUUCAUCUUUUGCUGCAUGAACAUUGUGAAAAGGGGUUAAUAUUCGGGUGUGGUAUAAAACUAAAUGAUCCUAAAAAUGUACCUAAUUGUCUAAAGUCAUUCUUACCAAGAAGUACGCUUAAAUGCUUCUCAAUAAAGAAUCAAACUGAGUGAUGUCAUUUACUUGCUGUUAUAAAAUGCUGUUAGUGUAUAAUUACUGAAGAAAUCUUGAUGGCAGUACCUAAUAAAAAAGUUAUGGAUGCCCUGUAAUAGGUAUGGGGUGAUGUAGCGUUGGAAUAGAAAGCUUAAGCUAGAAUUUUCCAUAUUUAAUCCUAGCCACUCUCCAGAAAACCCUUGCAUAUAGAAGAGGAAAAAUCUGACCUAGGAACAACUCAGUUGUUUUAGGGAACAGAUAAAAACUAAUCUUUAAGAGGCAAACUUAACAAAAAAAUCCCUACUCAUAGUUACAGACAUGUUAUUUUAGUUUGAAAUAUCUUGCUUUCUACAGCAGUCUACAUCGGUUAUGACUUUGAUGGUAGAUGGAGAUUAAAAACUGAUUAAACUGCUGAUUUAAAAGUAAAAACAAGUAAUUCAAGUGUAGUGAGACUUCUGUAUGUGGUUGUGUGCCAGAAAAGUCAAGUUCUAAUCUCAUUAACUUCUUAAAUAGAAGCAGUUAACUGGCAAACAAAAUAGUUUACUGAUGGGAACUCAACUUUCUAAAUCCACCCCCCUCCCCAGCCCACCCUCACCCCCAAAAUCAAAUAGGCAAAAUCUGACCAGGAAGCAUGAUAAUAUUCAUCUAUUCAUGCUUUAGCACUGCUAAUAUUUUUAUUUAUGCUUUCACACACUUUCAGUCCAGAAAGUUAGAUGAAUCAUUAUAAUGUGAGAGAGAGCCAUAAUCCUUUCCUUUUUAAAGCAUGUGUAUUUUGAAAGGGUUAGUCUGUUGCUUAAAUCUGAAAGUGUCCUCAUUUUAACAUUGCCACAAAAGGAGAUGGUUUCCAAUGGUGGGUUUUAUAUAAUAUAUGCACAACUAGGAAAACUGGAAAUCUAUGCUCGUGGCUUUAAGAACAGACUGCCAUAUCUGAGUAGCAUAAUUCUUCCAUGUAUGACUUGUGUAACCUCAUAACAAUUGUUAAAUUCUGCAACUCUUUUCAACCUCUAUGAAACCAUAAAGUAUUAACAUAAAACAUUUACUUCACUUUGCAAUAUUUGUUUGGCAUUAAGCUGAAUACCUCUAAGCUGGCGUUUUUAAAAACUGCUUCCUCUACCUAUAUUGCAUGGAUCCCAUUCUAUUAAUUUUACAGUUUUUUUAAUAACGAACAUUCCUAAAUUGCAUCCAGUCUUAUCAAGUCAUUAUUUCUUGUCAGUCUCUGCUGGCUUUGGGGAGAGAAAGCAAGACUAGUUGAGUAUUACAGCAGUAUGGGCUCAUAUUCAUAGAAUUAACGGUUUAUCAUUUUUGUGAUAACACCUUGUUUUAUAAUAGAUAUUCACAGAAUCUAGGUAGGUUCACUUGAUGCCAAAAGCCUGCACUGGCAGCAAGCCAGGAACCCGAGUGCCUAAUUUACAUAUAUACAAGCAUAUUUGCUUGGAUUUUUCUUGACAGUUGAAAACAAAUUACUUAUUUAAGUUCACUAGCAAUAACACGUCGUUAUCGUCAACUUACAUUUACAUUGAGGGAAAAGGAGGAGGUAAAGAAAAUAACUUUCUACUUUAUGAACACUUGCUAAUCCAUAACUCCCCUGUGAGCUAGGUAAAUCACCAUAUUCAUAAGAAUUGUGAUAUUCAGAACAGCAGUUGAUGCAGUCUAGUCUUUCAUGUCAGAUACUAGCCAGAACCAGAUGCUUCAGUCAAUGUUGUAAGAAUUAACGCUGGGCAAGGGAUGAUAAUUCUGUUUCAUG